AUGUCCUCUCCGUUCUCCACCCCCACUGCCUCCCUCCCCGACCCGCUCCCGGACCCCCUCCCCGACCCAUUGCGCGGCCCGCGCUCGCCGUACUCGGACUUGCUCCUCUCCCCGCUCCCGCCGUGUGACUCCGACCGCGCGUAUCUCGAUGCCGCCGAGACCGACCUGCUCGAGGAGAUCCAGCUCGUCCAGUCCAAGCUCACCGAGGCACGCCACCGCGUCGCCCUGCAGAAGAACCGCCGCCUGCUGCGACGCAACCACAGCGUGUCCGAUUCCAUUAUCAACACCCGCACGCAUCGCGACCACCCGUCACGCGCCAAUGCCGCCGCUGGAAACAACAGCCCCCCGCACUCGGACGUCGCCCCGGAUCGCUCCCGCACUAGAAUCAUUAGCGUCAGCUUCCGCCUGCCCAAGAAGGAGCAUCGGGAAAGCGUGCGACAGCAGUUUUUCGACCGCGGUCUUCCGCCAAAGGCUAUCUUCAGCCUGCACGGCGCCUCCGAGUUCCCGUUUGUCUGGGUAGGCACGGCCGAUGGCCAGGGUGAUGUUGAGGCACACACUUUUGAGGAGGUCUAUGGCGAGGAGCAUCGCACCGGCUGGCGCUCCCUCAACUCAAGGCAUCCCGACGUCCAAAAGGUCAAGCGCUCGCGGUACGUCGCCGUCUCGCUCCCCGACGAGCCGCACUUGCUGGCCAACUAUGACACCUUUUGCGAGGACGCCUUGUGGCCGCUCUUGCAUUACGACUACGCCGCGUUUGGCGACCCCGACAACUUGGACGAGGCCUGGAAUGCUUAUCGCUUUGUCAACAAAAAGUUUGCAGAGGCCAUCAGCGAGAUUUACGAGGAGGGAGACCUCAUUUGGGUCCACAACUACCACCUCAUGCUGCUCCCCAGUCUACUGAGGGAGAGCCUUUGGUAUGCCAAGAUUGGCUUUUUUUUGUACACCCCGUUCCCGUCAGCCGAGAUUUUUCGCAUUUUCCCGCACCGCGUCGAACUGCUCAGAGGCGUCAUUGGCGCCGACUUGAUCGCCUUUUUGUCCUACGAUUACUCUCGACAGUUUGUGUCCUCGUGCACCAGGCUCCUCGGCUUGGAGGGCACCCCUAACGCUAUCGAGGCCGACCCGCGUGUCGGCCGCAGCUGCGAAAUCGGAAUCUAUCCUUGCGGCAUUGAUGUCCGCGCCUUGCGAAACCAUGUCAGCUCGAAGGCCGUCAAGUCCCGCGUCGCCGAACUGCGCGGCAGGUUUGAGGGCCGCAAGAUUGUCGUCGGCAUUGACCGCUUGGAUGAUAGCUUUGCAGGCGUACCGUUGAAGCUGCUUGCGUUUGAACAGUUGCUGACAGACCAUCCUGAGAUGGUUGGUAAGGUCGUCCUCAUCCAGGCCGCCAUGUUGCCCAAGCAGGGCAAGAGCCGCGAUGCCCAACACACCCAACAAAAUCAAAUCAACGAGCUUGUGGGGCGCAUCAAUUCUAGUUUUGGUACCUUCGCCUUUUCCCCAGUUCAUUAUAUUAACACCGAGUUGUCCCCGACGGAAAUACACGCCCUCAUGUGCAUCGGCCAUGCAUGUGUCGUCAGCACCGUGCGGGAUGGCAUGGGGCUGGUGCCUCAUGAAUGGACCGUUUGCCAGCAUGGAGGGAACAACGGUCCUAUCGUACUAAGCGAGUUUUCAGGCGCUGCUCAGAGCCUUGCAACCGCACUGCACGUCAACCCGUGGAACAUUGGCGAAAUGGCCGUCAAGAUCAAAAUAGCGCUUGAAAUGCCAGCCGCGGCCCGCGCGACGAGAAAUGAUGCUGCUUAUCGCUUUGUCACAUCGCACACAGCCUCGCUGUGGGGGUUCAACUUUCUCGAGGAUUUAGAGCAAGCCGAUGGCGCCCAGGAAGCCGGUACGUCCGCUGCAACGCCUGCUUUAGAUUCCAACGUUGUUGCAAGCGCCUAUCUAGGCACACUGGCGCAGCCCUCGCCCGUGCCGUCCAGCAAUGGCUUGUCAUCGAUGUCACAGUUGGGGCCGGACAAGCUUUCAAAUGUCAUGCUUGGGUCGUUUGGGAUGCCGCCGCGCAUCGGAGGCAUGACGCAUGAGCAGAUUGACGCUUUCCUUGGGCGCGACGGCUUUCGUCAAAACAACUUUGUAUCGCCGUCGGAAACGCAGGACGCGUCAUGGGUGUCGCCCGACGGGGCACGCCAACCCAAAAAGCGAAAGCGAUCCAACUUACUGGUGUUUGACUUGGAUGGUACUCUUGUGCCCUUUCAAGCCAUUGCCAAGCUCGGCGUUCCGCCUCAACAAGUGCUCGACCUGAUUCGAACACUAAAAGAGGCGAGUCCGUACAAUUUUAUUCUCAUCGUGUCCAGCCGCGACCGCGAAACGGUCACGCAGUGGCUCGGUGAUCUCGACGUAUACCUUGCAGCGGAGGAUGGUGCAUUUUUCCGAGCACCUGGCCGUUCUCCGUGGAUCACGUUGUACAAUGACAACACUACCAACGGAUUUAUUCCUCAGCAGAAUUCGUGCGGGCAGUUUUCGCAAACGGCGAGCAACUCAGAUGCGGCAACGGACAUUGCUUCUGACGCCGACCAAAACCAUUUCGGCAGGAGCCUGUCGUCAUGUGGUGCAGGGGUGAUGUGGAAUAGAAGGAAUAAUGCAGACGUGUUCGUUGACGAGGAAGAGCGCAAACGGAAAGUGUCACUACUGUCUGCCAAUGACGGCAAAAACAGAGGUAGUGCACAGAGCAUCGUCUCGCUGAGCAACGAAGCAGGGCUGGUCUCGGAUUCUGGCGCAUGGAAGAGCCAAGUUUUCCCGGUAAUGCAGCAUUUUGCGGAAAGAACUCCAGGAGUCGUCAUUGAAGAAGGUGACGCCACUCUGACAUGGCAUUAUAUUGACUCGGAAACAGAUUUUGGACGAUGGCAGGCUAGAGACCUGUUUAACCAUCUAGAGUCCUUCCUGCUACAGGGACUUAAUAUUGAUCUCCUUGCAGACGAAGGGCGCCAGCGGUGGGUCAAGGUUCGCCCGAACGGAGUCGACAAGAGCGCAGCGAUUAUCCGGACGUUGGAACACAUUCGUGAUUUUCCCAUACGCCAGCGUCUCGAAAAUGACUUUAGCAUAGAGGACGACGCCCCGGCGCCGUCAAUUGAUUUUAUUCUUUGCAUAGGUGAUGACCGUGCCGAUGAAGGAAUGUUUGAGUUUCUCCGAGAUGAGAAGCGUUUGGAGAAGGUGGGCGUUCAUUGUUCCCCAAGCAAGGUCUUUACGUGCCGCGUGGGUUCGUCGUCCACCGCAGCGUCAUUCUUUUUGGAAAACACUCAGCGAGUAAACGAGGUGUUGGAGGAACUCGGGGUUUGGAAGCUGUCAAAAGAAUGA
This is a messenger RNA of Chondrus crispus (carragheen), 3336 nucleotides long. RefSeq names its product Trehalose 6-phosphate synthase, family GT20 / Trehalose 6-phosphate phosphatase. The record is from RefSeq and is a predicted model, not a curated record. Gene Ontology annotation, molecular function: catalytic activity. Bases 1 to 3336 code for a protein of 1111 amino acids. NCBI's taxonomy places the organism in Eukaryota, Rhodophyta, Florideophyceae, Gigartinales, Gigartinaceae. Gene Ontology annotation, biological process: trehalose biosynthetic process. Gene Ontology annotation, cellular component: cytosol. The transcript has a single exon.